This is a messenger RNA of Coffea eugenioides, 1101 nucleotides long. Its product is annotated as kelch-like protein 1. Bases 1 to 1101 code for a protein of 366 amino acids. Gene Ontology annotation, molecular function: protein binding. NCBI's taxonomy places the organism in Eukaryota, Viridiplantae, Streptophyta, Magnoliopsida, Gentianales, Rubiaceae. The transcript has a single exon. The record is from RefSeq and is a predicted model, not a curated record.
AUGGGAUCGAUUUCAAGACUUUCCCGGGAAUCCCAGCAAAAUUUGUUAAACAAUUAUAGAGUGUAUGCUUCAUUUUGCGGAAAGGAUCCAACCUCAGUUACCAAUAUUUCUAACUGGAUAGAAUGUUACAACCCCUCCAACAACUCAUGGCAUAGGGUCACAUCCAUUCCAGGGCUAAUGCAAAAUCAGGUUUUGAAAGGGUUUUCAAUGGUUUCCAUUGGAGACAUGCUCUACAUCAUUGGAGGCCGGCUUUGUCUCAAGGAAACAACCAGUGAUUUCUCCAAUAUUACCGAUGAAAUCGACAUGAAAGUCCUUCCAACAGUGCUCAAAUACGAUGCUCGACGUGACUUAUGGCUGGAGUGUGCACAAAUGAUCAUGCCUAGGUUUGAUUUUGCAUGCACUGUUUGCAAAAACAAGAUUUUUGUCGCUGGAGGACAGACAACGAUUGGCAGUGCUAAAGGGAUUUCAUCAGCCGAGCUUUAUGAUCCGGCCCUCGAUGAAUGGAAAUCUUUGCCUGACAUGAGCACGUUGAGGUACAAAUGUGCAGGUGUAACAUGGCUAGAGAAAAUCCUUAUUGUUGGAGGGUUUGCUGAAAAAGGGGACAACGGUAGCCCUGGACCAUAUAUCAUGGAAAGAAGUUCAGCUGAGGUUUUUGAUUGCCAACUAGAGAAAUGGGAUUACAAGGCAAUGAUGUGGAAAUUGGACAUCCCACCAAAUCAAAUUGUAGCAGUCAAUGAAAGGCUUUUUAGCUCGGGUGACUGUUUGAAUGCAUGGAAAGGUCAUCUUGAAUUUUAUGAUGGGAAAUUGAAUAUGUGGGUUAUUGUUCGUGGAUCGAGUUUGGACAAUUUGUCUGCUCCAAUUUGUACAGAAACUGAUUGGUCACCAUUGCAAAGGCUGUUUUUGACCAUGGCUCCAAUAGGGACUUAUUUGUAUUUCUUGGCAGGCUAUAAGGUACCAGGGGAAAACUCAAGAACUAGAACUGAGGUCCAUGUUUUUGAUACAUCAGUAAAUGGAAAUGGAUGGAGAAGCUUUGAACCAGUUGAAGAAGAAGGUGAGAAGGAGCUUUGUUGCCACUCCUGUGUCCUAAAACAAGACCACUGA